UCGACAUGUCGUCCGAGGGUUACUCAGCGAACGAGGUGGACGCCAUGACGGACAGGAUAGCGGCCACCUACGCAGGCCUCUCAGUGUUCGUCACUGGAGGCACUGGUUUCAUGGGGAAGGUGCUGAUUGAAAAACUGCUCAGAAAAUGCACAGAAAUCCGCCAGAUCUACCUCUUGGUGCGACCGAAGAAAGGGAAGACCCCGAAACAGAGGCUGGAAGAGUUAUUCCAGGGAGAGCUGUUCGAGCAACUCCGCAACCUUCGUGGUGGAGUGGAACCGAUCUUGGAGAAGGUGACCCUCAUCUCUGGUGACGUCAGCGAACCCGACCUGGCUAUGAGCGAGGCGGACAGACAGCUGCUGAUUGAAAACGUGGAUAUUAUUAUACACGCUGCUGCCACUAUCAGAUUUGACGAAGAACUAAAGAAAGCAGUGCUCCUAAACGUCAGAGGCACAAAACUGAUCGUAGAGUUGGCUAAAACCUGCAAAAAACUGAAGUUAUUCAUCCACAUCUCGACGGCCUACUGCCACCUCCACGAGAAGCUUCUGGAAGAGAAGCCUUACCCUCCCCCCGCGGAUCCUCACCAGAUCAUCCAGGCUAUGGAGUGGAUGGAUGAGGAAACCGUCGCUCAGUUAACACCUAAGUUACUGGACAAACUGCCGAAUUCGUAUGCGUUCACGAAAGCUCUCGGCGAGGCCGUGGUGGUGGAAGCGAUGGAAGCUGACCUCAUCCCUGCCAUGAUCCUCAGGCCUUCCAUCGUCAUCCCCAUCUGGCAGGAGCCUCUACCAGGAUGGACGGACAACAUUAACGGCCCCACUGGUCUUCUUAUUGGCGCGGGCAAGGGUGUGAUCAGGACUAUGUAUUGCAAGAGCAACAGCUAUGCUGACUACCUGCCUGUUGACGUCUUCAUAAACGGAAUCAUGAUUAGUGCGUGGAACUACAUCACAUACGGCGACAAAAAGUCAAGAGUGGUCAACUUCACCUCCAGCGCUGAAAUCAAGGUGACAUGGCUGGAGAUGAUCGACGCAGGACGCGAGAUCAUCAUGAACAGAGUGCCGCUUAACGGUGUUGUGUGGUACCCCGGCGGUUCCAUGAAGCACUCCCGGUUGUACCACAACAUCUGCGCGCUGUUCUUCCACUGGAUCCCCGCUAUCCUGAUCGACAUACUGCUGUUCUGCCUCGGGUACAAGCCUAUCCUGAUGCGCGUCCACCGCCGUAUCAGCAAAGGCUUCGAAGUGUUCGAGUACUACACCAACAACCAGUGGGACUUCAAGUCUGACAUCGCCCAGACUGUCAGACAACGUCUCAACACGAGAGAGAGGAGAGACUACAAAGUGGAUGCUGUUGGUCUGGACAUCAUGAAGUACUUCGAAGACUGCAUCAAGGCUGCUCGUAUCUACAUCCUGAAGGAGUACGACGACACAUUGCCCGCAGCUCGAAGGCAUAUGAGAGUAAUGUACUGGGUAGACGUUAUCGCUCAGUGCCUGUUCUGGGGCCUGAUUCUGUACUGGAUCAGUGGCUGGUUUCCGAGCAUAACGUCAGUAUUCGCCACCAGUGAUCCUGCGCCGACUGUCAUGGCUGCAUAGGCGUCCACACUCGACAAUCUCAUAGAAUAACUUACGUUUGCCCGAAAAAUUGCAUGAAAUUAAGAGCUAGUGAACGCCAGACCUACGUUAUUUUAUAAAGGCUAAAAGUUUGUCAGCGUAUGCUCCGCACGUAGCAAAGAACCAUGGCCAAACAUGAAGUUUGGGUCAUCGUUGCUUUGGCAGACAGACGGUGCUAAAAGUGUGUAAAAUACCAACCCAAUUACGUCAAAUUAUAAAGGCUGAUUUUUUUAAUCCCGUCUUAGUGAGCACCUACAUUCUAAAAGGAAACCCCAUGCAAAACUUGAGACUCCUAGCACUUGUAGUUUCUGAGAUUUCGUGAUGAGUGAUGUCGAAUGCGUAAAAAUUGACAUGUAUGACGGAUUGUACAGCGCCCCUAGCGGACACUUUAAAGAACUGAAAUCUCCGUGGAAAAUAUAUUUUUUAACGCGCUCGCUAGUGACUUUUGAUGUAAACUCACACUAAGCCCUCUGUUGUUAAGAAAUAAUUUGCUGUGAAUGUUGUAAUUAAUAAUGCCACACGGUGGCAUUAUAGGGCUCUUUCCUAAGGAGGCAUCCAGUAUUUUGCAGGAUCCUGUUUAAUAUGUUCAAACGAACAAGUGAUAUGUUCAAAGACGGAUCCGUUCGGAUUUCAAAUUCGAAUUCCAAACACUAAUGAGUGUUCACUCGACAGUCAAGUUUUGCGUGGUCCUGCAUUAACUACUGGAUCCCCAAAACUGGAUUGCAAUGGGAAGAGGCUCUUAUUGUUUUAUGAGCUGUCUUGCAACAAACGUAUGAAUUAUGUGUAUGUAAUUUGUAAGUGUUAUAACGGUGUAGGUGCCUGUUUAGUAUAAUAUUGUAUUCUAUCAAGACUGCGUUAGGCAAAAAGGCGACUUUCGUCUUAAAUUAUGUCUAUAAUGCUGCGUGGGGCGUUCGUGGGGAGUUCGCGGGGCGUUGGAAUUUAAAGGACCACGAAUGCCCCGCUCCGUCUUAUACAAAGAGAAGACUCGCGUAGCAUUGUGGAUGUAUUAUUAUUAAUGUAGAUAUUAAUUGUAUUUUAGCAAUGAGUCCCAAGUUAAGCAAAUUGUAUAGUUUUGUACCUUUUUGUAUAUUUUUCAUGUAUUAGACUCAUUUACUAAAGUAUGUUGUUGUUAAGGUGAUUUUUGUACAUUAAAACUUUUUGUAUUAAA
Ostrinia nubilalis (European corn borer) is the source of this 2769-nucleotide messenger RNA. Its product is annotated as putative fatty acyl-CoA reductase CG5065. Gene Ontology annotation, molecular function: alcohol-forming very long-chain fatty acyl-CoA reductase (NADP+) activity. Gene Ontology annotation, biological process: long-chain fatty-acyl-CoA metabolic process. The transcript has 13 exons. Lineage: Eukaryota; Metazoa; Arthropoda; Insecta; Lepidoptera; Crambidae. Gene Ontology annotation, cellular component: peroxisome. The record is from RefSeq and is a predicted model, not a curated record. The coding region runs from base 6 to 1583 and encodes 525 amino acids.